CUUAACAAGCUAAGCUGUUCUUUUUUAUGAUUUUCUGGACAAAGUAGUGGUAGGGUUAGGCCUUGUGAUCUUCAAAUCCAAUUAUAGAAAUGUAGAUAUCCUGAAUUAUAUAUAUCUAAGCAAAUACAUGUUUGAGUAUUUUUAUAUCUAAUAUUAUAUAAAUUGCAUUGCUGGACCCGUCUGAGGCAUCUCUUCCACAAAACUUGAAUGUCAUUGGCUAAGGGACUGGGAUUUGUUUGGCAUGCCUCAAAACACCCAGAUGCACCAGCACAUUGGUUUCUGUACUGUGAAAGAGAGAGAAUCUUAAUUCUUCUUCCUCAGCUUUUUUAUAUGUAGUUUAUUUGAAAGUUCUGUGCACUAUAUACUGGUGAGGAAUGUGAGGGCAAGGUCAUCUUCUUUCUCUGUCAAAGCAAGCUGUGGCUCAAGUUGAGCUUCAGGAGGAGUUAUAUAGCUUUUUUUUUUUUUGCCUUUUCUGAUCUUUUUCCUUUGCAAAACACAGUUCCCUUUUCUUGUGCUCUUUCGUUUCUUCUCCAACCGGUUGGUAACGUAAAGCUGUGAUCUUCUUAAUUGCUAUAGCUCUAGAAGAAUCUCUAACAGGUGGAAUAGUGAAAGGUGAUUGAGCAUUGGAGUAGAUAUGUGAUCUACUUUUUAAGCAAAUUUAUUGGAAAGAAAGGGAUCAAAUCCAAAUUCAACUCUUUUUAUCCUUAGAUAUUCUUUUCUUGGGAUAAACCCAUUUGCAUAUUGUACAAGAAACUACAUUAAACUCCAAUGGAGAAGCUUCUUAGGCCGUACGAUAAGGAGUGUAUGAGGAUGGCAAUGUUAAAACAUGAAGAAACAUUCAAAGAACAGGUCUACGAGCUUCAUCGUCUAUAUCGAAUCCAGAAGAGAUUGAUGAAAAGCUUUGAAAGCGGCAGGCCUAAUGGAAGCUUUACCUCGAAGAAUAAUAGUCAGCUUGGGAAUAUGCAUCGGAAAUUAAGGAGACUUGACUUGGAACAUCCGGCUGUUGAGGAAUACAGUGUAGCAGAAUCAGAUCAUGGUAACAGAAUGUUAGAAGUCAUAGAUGAGAGCGAGAUUGAGCUGACGUUAGGGCCCACAAGGUACAUGCCGAGGAAGAAACAUGGGACUCCCCCUCUAACUUCGGAUUCUGGAGCAAGCUUCUCUUCUUCUUCCACUGAAUCCAGUCAUAUGAACAGGACAAGUAGUUCCAUGACCAAACAGACCAGAAGAGAAGAAUUAAGUGAGCGUGAGCUGGGACUCCUCCAGGUCACUGACAUGACAUUGGGGUAUCAAAAUGGAAGUAAAAACAAUAUUGAUCUUGAAGAACAAUUGAGACAGGAGAGAUUAAAACAGCCUCCUUGGCUUUUCCAAGUUCUAAGUAUGAAUAUGACUUGAAAAAAAGAAAGAAAAAAUCUUUCAAAAUUGAUAUGAUUAGAUUUUAGACUGCUUCUUAUGGACUAAUUUUCGGUGAUUGAUCUUUGCGUGGAAGUUUCUGCUUAGUUCUUUUAGCAAAAAUGGGUGAUGGAGUCUUUUGUAAAGAUCACUUAUUUCCCUGACUUGCAAAACCCAUUACCAUACAUAUUGACUUGAUAUUUUGUUGAGCUAAGCUUUCCAAUCAGUCUAUCCUUUCGAGUCCCACUUUGGAUGACUUUUGAGUACAAGAUAACACCUUUAUAUUUUUCUCUUUGAUUUGAUCAACCUUUA
Molecule: messenger RNA, 1701 nt
Organism: Durio zibethinus
Lineage: Eukaryota; Viridiplantae; Streptophyta; Magnoliopsida; Malvales; Malvaceae
Source: RefSeq, a predicted model, not a curated record